Messenger RNA from Megalopta genalis, 1248 nucleotides. The record is from RefSeq and is a predicted model, not a curated record. NCBI's taxonomy places the organism in Eukaryota, Metazoa, Arthropoda, Insecta, Hymenoptera, Halictidae.
AUGGUAGCCGAAGAACAUGGCCCGAAGAAUAUGGAUGGCAUGGAUAACGGUGUGGCAAUGAGCGCAGCGGAGGCUGAACCAUCUGUCUGUUACGUCAGGCAUACGUAUAUGGGUGACACGGUUUUUGGUUCGGACAUAACGAGUCAUUUUUCUGGCAUGCUACCGGACGUAGCAGCGAACACGACGACAACAGUUGAAGUUGAAGUAUGCACCUACACGAGAUUCGAGACGGCGAGAUUCGUAAAACAGAUUCAGGAUGAUUUCCCGACGCGGAAGAAACGUCGCGCGAAGCAACAGUCUUACAGCUGCUUGUAUUGUCGGUACGAAAGUAAUCGUCCGUUCAACGUGGAACGUCACAAGGAGAGGAUACACAGCAAUAAGAGCUUGCACCACUGCUGCGGACAAAUAUUCUUCACUAAAGGUAACUAUUACAUCCACUGCGAGAAAUAUCACCCGGAAAGGCGUACAAAUGCGAUCACGACCCAAACAAAAUAUAAAAUCACCAGCGAUUCUGUGCCGACGAUGCAGCCUGUCUACGACGACGAUCUCGGGGACGCGUGGAAAUGGCAAUUCGAACGACGAUACUCGAAGAGGAUCCGCGAGAAGAGGCAGAGAAAAGUGCUAACUCGUAUGAGCCUGACGUACGAGUUGACGUACACCGAUCGCGACAUAGAGAACAUACCUUUGAUAUGUUUCCUCACGGAUCGCCGGCUGAGGCUUUACAUGAAGAGGUUGUCGGCGUCGUCGCUGAUAAGCAAAACCGGCGAAAAAUCGGACGAGGACGCGAACAACGCGACCGUGCCGACGGAUCGGGACGUCGAAGAGACGUCGGUGUCCGAAGAAAAUAUCGCGCAAGAGACGUCCAAUUGUUGCGGGUUGCCCGUGAAGAAGUUGCUUCUGAACCGGUUCAGGGGAAACGUGUCGCGGAAAUUCCAGAUACCGUUCAGACAGCAGAACAACAACUACCCCGGUCAGGUGAAUUUCGCGGAAGCCACGGCCACGGAGUCUGUUUCCGUCAGACAGAACUGGUCCGCGAACCGUAAACGAGGCUCGAACAAAGAGAACGUGUCAACUUUUGCGUUCAGCUUCGAGCAACAGCUGCACGUUGAUUUGGAUACAGGCAUCACGGGGCCGGUGGUCACCGAACUGCACCGAGACUUUUUGGCUGCUAUCGAUUUCGACAAGUACAAGAUCUUUUGAACGAGACGGGAAUAGGCGUGCAGGAUACAGUAAUGUCUCCCUUACUGA